This is a messenger RNA of Amphibalanus amphitrite, 4590 nucleotides long. It is a transcript of the gene mus201, whose product is annotated as DNA excision repair protein ERCC-5-like. Gene Ontology annotation, molecular function: DNA endonuclease activity; single-stranded DNA binding. The transcript is spliced from 12 exons. The record is from RefSeq and is a predicted model, not a curated record. Gene Ontology annotation, biological process: nucleotide-excision repair. The coding region runs from base 124 to 4590 and encodes 1488 amino acids. NCBI's taxonomy places the organism in Eukaryota, Metazoa, Arthropoda, Thecostraca, Balanomorpha, Balanidae. Gene Ontology annotation, cellular component: nucleus.
GAAAUGGUGGUGGCAGAUGAAUAAUAAACGUAACUUAUACAUAAAUCUUCCAUAUUGAACUGACAAGAAGUACGAACUAGUUUUCUUUAUACUGCAGAACUUGUUGAGAACUAGCUGUUCACCAUGGGAGUUCUCGGACUUUGGAAGCUCCUUGAGCCAUGUGGAAAACCUGUACCUCUGGAAAGUCUGGAAGACAAGAUAUUGGCAGUAGAUGUUUCCAUUUGGCUCAAUCAGGUGAUCAAAGGCUACCGAGAUGGCCAGCACGGCGCCAUGGCCAACGCCCACCUGCUCGGUGUCUUCCACCGGGUCUGCAAGCUGCUUACCUAUAGGAUCAAACCCGUGUUCGUGUUCGACGGUGGAGUGCCCGCCCUGAAACAACAGACACUGUCGGCACGGCGGCUGCGGAAGGCGGCCGCCUCCCAGGCUGCCGACCGCACCUCCCAGAAGCUGGUACAGAACCUGCUGCGCCAGGAGGCGAUGCGCGCCGUACUGGGCGCCGCGGCACCGCUGCCCCUGGCGGUGGCCGCCGCCAGCCGACCGGACCCGUUCGCGCUGCCGCCGGCGCCGCCCGCUCAGAGCGCGGAUGCCGGCGACUCGGAGAGCGGGGACAGCAGCUCAGACAGCGAGUCGGAGGCCAUCGUGGACCGGCUCCAGCACGACCUUCACAGCUUCGACUUCGAGUCGGACGAGUUCCGAAACCUGGCGCCGCAUGUCAAACACGACAUCCUCUCCGACCUCAAAGACACCCGGAAACAGAACUCCUGGGGAAAACUGGACCAGAUGCCUAAGGAUGCUGAUACUUUCUCUGAUUUCCAAAUGGAGCGGCUGCGUAAGAGAAAGAAGUUCCAGGAUUCAAUGGAUGACGUUGAAGCCGAAAUCACUAAAAGGAACACCGAGCUGCUGCACAUGGGUAUCGACCUGCCGGGCACGGUGACGGCCCACUCGAUGGCCUCGCGCGCCGGUACUUUCCUCGUUCUGAGCCACCCCUCGGCCGACAAACAGACUGGUGACGGCUCGGACGGCGCUGGCGCUGCUGCUGCUGCUGCAGGUUCUGCCACUGCCGUGAAGUCGGAGCCGGACGAGGACGAGGACGAGGGCGCGCUGGCAGACGCUGCCGACACCAUGGAGUACCUGGCCGGCACAGACCUGUUCGGGGGCGGCGGCAGCGGCGGCGGCGGCUCGGCGGCGCGCGUCGACCGACGGAUGGAGGAGCUGAGCGGCGCGCGCCGCGGCGCACCCGGCGGCGCAGCGGGCCGCGGCGGGCAGCGCUCCGCCUCACAGACAGAGGCCGACACUGCGCAGGUGUUCUCCGAGAUGGGCAAAAAGUACUCGAACCUCUACCUCAAGUUCUCCGCCCAGUGGCUGGAAGACGAGAAGAAGGCGGACGUCAAGACCAAGCGGGACUCGCCGCAGAAGCGGAAGGCCCCCGACCCGCCACCCAGGCAGAGUGAACCUCCGGCAAAGAAACCGGCCUCGAAGCCGGAGUCUGUCCACAUCCCCACCUUAGAGGAAGUCACCAGGGACUUAGCGAAAAUAUCAGCCGAACGGAAAAAGGCCUCUCGGUCUGGACAGUUCAAAAAGCCGUACCCGGUCGCGCCUAAGAAGUCAACAAAAUCCUCAAAAACGUCUCGGUCGAAAGUUGUCACCGAUUCGUCCGGCGCUGCCCCUACUGCCGCCUCGUCUGACACCGGGAUGCUGACAGUUUCCAUUAACCCCGUGUCCGCUCCAGCCGAGGACGAUUUAUUCAGCGACGUGUUCUCUGCGCCUUCGGCGGUGGAAGAUGACGUCGGUGUAAUGAGUGACUCGGAGGAGAGUGACGGGGAAGACACUGACGGUGGCAGAGACAGUGCCGAUGCGGCGACUGCUGUGACGUUGAAGUCAACCAGUCCUGCUCCGGGCAAUGUUACAGAGAAGACCGCGGGGAGAAGUGACAAACGGUCGGACGACGGGAUAGUACCGUCCAGCAAUGGACCUCCAAAGGACCAGCAGCUGGAGAACUGUGCCAGAGGUACUGCUGAGGUGGUGACGUGCGCAGCAGCUGAUAGACCUACAGAGGCUCGGUUAGGAAAGGAGGACGCCACUCCCGCCACCGCUGGCCAUCCUGGUAAGCUAGAAGAGACCAGGCUACCCUCCUCAAAAGCAUCGCCUUCCCGUGAGGAGAGCGUUUCCAGUAUGUCAUCCGCCGAACCACCGCAGCCUGUGACAGUGGGCGGGAGUCGGUCCAUUGCCCCUGCUGCUGCUUCCCCUACCAACACGGCCUCGAACCGUCGCCCGCCUCCGGUGGACAGUGCCUCGUUGACUUCUGACGGCGAGGAUGCUGACGACCCGGGGGUACUCUCCCCAUCCAGGGGUCGGGACUCGCCGCUGGUGUUACCGGUGUCACCGCGACGAGGCGACGCCACUGCUGCUGUCCCUACCGCCGCCCACACCGCGGCCCCUGCGGCCUCCAACGGGAUCUCUGCAACCUCCAGCGAGGCCCCUGCAGCCCCAACAGCCGCCGCAGCGGGUCCUUCAAAUGACACCGCUGGUCCUUCAGCCUCUACCGAGGUUCCGUCAACAUUCAGCGCGGGUACUUCGUCCUCCAUUGACACCCUUUCAACCUCCACCGCGGGUCCUUCAGCGUCUAACACGGGACCUCCAGCCCCCGCCGCGGCUGAGCCCGCCUCUCCUGCAGUAGAGGACUCUGUGUGGGACGGUCUGGACGACUCUGAGCUGCGCGGCCUCGCCGAGGAUCUGGCCAGAGAGCAGAUGUCGCUGCUGGAGGAGCGUGGACGCCAGCAACGGGACGCCGCCGGCGUCAGCGACGACAUGUACAGGGACGUCCAGGCGCUGCUGGAGCAGUUCGGCAUUCCGUACGUGGUGUCGCCCAAGGAGGCCGAGGCGCAGUGCGCCUUCCUGGAGAUGGCCGGUCUCACUGAGGGCACAAUAACGGACGACAGCGACAUCUGGUUGUUCGGCGGCCGGCGGGUUUACAAGAACUUCUUCAACCAAAAGAAGUUCGUCGAGUGCUACCAGGCGGGCGACAUCCAGGGAUCCCUGGGUCUGACGCGCGGCCAGCUGGUCUGCGUGGCGCUCCUCACGGGCAGCGACUACACGCUGGGUGUCGAGUCCGUGGGCUGUGUGCGUGCCCUGGAGAUAUUGGCCGAGUUCCCCGGCGAGGGUCUGAGCGGGCUGCGCGCCUUCCGCCGCUGGUGGGAGCAGGCCCGCGCCGGCGCCGGCGCCGCGGCGCGCACACCCAUCCGCCGCAGCCUGACGGCGCUCAAACUGACUCACGGGUUUCCGUCGGAGGCGGUGAUGACGGCCUACCUGGAGCCGGAGGUGGACACCAGUCGGGAGCCGUUCAGCUGGGCGCCGCCCGACCCGGACGGCCUCAGACACCUGGCCGCCGCCAAAUUCGGCUGGGGCGCCGCGCAGACCGACACCGUGCUCAACCCCGUCCUGGACAGAUACAAACAGAAACAGGGCCAGCGGCGCCUGGACGCGUUCUUCACGGCCGCCUAUCGCCGGGACGCGCCCACCGAGGGCUCCAAACGGCUGCAGGAGGCGGUCCGCAGAGUCCGCGGUGACGACCCGCCGUCCCCGCCUUCACGUGGAGCGGAGCCGAGCGGCCCGGAGCCGGGAGCGGCGGCGGAUCCAGACGCUCUCCUGGAUGACGGUCUGGAUGAGCUGCUGGCAGCGGUCGAGGAGCCGCUGGAUGAUGCUGGUGAUGAUGACGGCGCGGGUGACGCGUUUACGGAGCCGAUGGAUGAAUGGGAUGGUAUGAAUGGUGCGGAUGGCCUCGGCGAUGGAGAGGCAUUUGAAGAGCCAAGUGGAGUAGAGUCCACGGUAGAGUCGGCCCAGCUGCCGGACGUUGUGCCCAGGCCGCGCGCUGUGCCUCGUGGGUCGGCCAGCAGGGGCGCCCGAGGUCGGGGCGCCACCGGCGGCCGCGGCAGAGGUCGUGCUCGCCCCAGGAAACCGGUUUCGUUCUCAGCUGAUGAGCCGGGCCCGUCCUCCGCCGCCGCGCCGUCCGCCCCGGCCACCUCUCGGUCGAGCCCUGCGGCGUCCCGCUCUGCACCGGUGUCCGGCGAACUCUCCUCUCUGGACCCGGUGGCCCGGGAGCGUGUGCUGCUAGUCCGGCGUCUGCGGGACCGCGCCAACCUCAUCCGCUCCCAGAUCCAGCACGAGAACCCGCCGGCGGCGCGGCCGGCCGCCCAGAAACCCUCCACACGCCAAGUGCGCGCACAGAUGAUGGAAGGACUGCUGAAACACAACCCGCGACUGAGACUGGAGCGGGAGGCGCAGCUCCGGCGCCGGCUCGGCCUGCCGCCGCUGUCGGCCGGGCGGGGUCGGUCCUGCCGCGAUCCGGCCGCGCGCAGGGAGGAGAGCUUCUCUGAGGUACUGGCGGCGCCGGACCGGAAGCCGGACGGAGCGGCGACGCGGCUCCUAUCCGAGCGCCGCCAGGCGGAGGCGCGGCGGCAGGCUGCCGAGCUGCUGCGGGCCGGCGGCCGGCGCCGCGGACAGCGAGCGGGGGGCCGGCGGCAGGCGCCGGUCCGCCGAGCUCCGGCCGCGCCCCGCGCCGGGGGGCUCUCCGAGAGCAGCGACAGCGACUGA